CUGUCCGGUGGCUGUGAGUUGACCGUGGUCCUGUUGGACUUCUCGGCGGGCGGGGCUGAGGAGCUGAGUGUUCGUUGCGAGCGCCUGGUACCCAUGACUGCCCUCUGCCUUUCCCACUCCCACAGCGCUGACAUGGACGGCUUGAUGCCUGCCACCACGCUGGGAAAGGUGAGACUGACGGAGUUCUGGGGUGGAUGCAUGGGAACAGCCCAGCCCUGUAGGUUCAGAGGUCAGAUCAGACUCUGUAGCAUCUCUCCAGUCCCAGACAUCCCUGGGCUCCGGUCCUGGCGGUGUGUCCAUCAGUUCCCCCGCGGAGUGUCUAUUGGUUCUCCUGGUGUGAACGUGGGCUCCCCGGGGCCCAAGCGGAGUGGUUCUGGUACCGGGAACACAUUGAAGCGCUGGCUGACCAGCCCAGUGAGGAGACUGAGCCAGGGAAAAGCCGACAGCCAGGGGAAAAAACCUCCACUACGCACCAGGAGACGAGACAACCGGCCCGAGCUAACCACGCCGCUCACCGCUAACACACACCUGAAGGGGAAGAGCCGUGAAGACUCUGUCCAGAGUGGAGGAGAGGAGGAGCUGGAGGAGGAUCCACACACGCCCCUCCCACCUCCCAUGGAGAUCAUUAAAGAUAGCAACAACCCUGAGGACUCAGAGGGCUCCAACCAGUCAGACACAGAGCAGAAGAACAAAGCCAUGAGAGGUCGCAUGUUUGUGGUUAAUGAAAUGGUGCAGACUGAGAAGGAUUAUGUGAAAGACCUUGGUGUCAUCGUGGAGGUAAGAACCUUUAAGACAGGAGGAAAAACUAGAGCUUUGCUCUGUUCUGAUGAAAAUAAACACAUCUAUUCCUCUAUUAUACCCUUCUAU
This is a messenger RNA of Oncorhynchus kisutch (coho salmon), 867 nucleotides long. Its product is annotated as kalirin-like. Gene Ontology annotation, cellular component: extrinsic component of membrane; cytoplasm; postsynaptic density. Gene Ontology annotation, molecular function: guanyl-nucleotide exchange factor activity. NCBI's taxonomy places the organism in Eukaryota, Metazoa, Chordata, Actinopteri, Salmoniformes, Salmonidae. The transcript is spliced from 5 exons. Gene Ontology annotation, biological process: axon guidance; intracellular signal transduction. The annotation marks the transcript as partial. The record is from RefSeq and is a predicted model, not a curated record.